Messenger RNA from Cervus elaphus (red deer), 5334 nucleotides. RefSeq names its product ankyrin repeat domain-containing protein 26-like. The record is from RefSeq and is a predicted model, not a curated record. Gene Ontology annotation, molecular function: protein binding. The transcript is spliced from 34 exons. Bases 1038 to 5126 code for a protein of 1362 amino acids. Lineage: Eukaryota; Metazoa; Chordata; Mammalia; Artiodactyla; Cervidae.
CCCGCCUCCGCCCUCACGGCGCCCCGCCUCAGGCAGCCUUCCCUCGGCCGCGCGGGGCAGCUCCAGGGCCGGCUCCAUGGCCUUCUCGCAGAACGUGUCGCAGGCACCAGGCGGAGAACUUAGGCCGGACCUCUGCGAGCGUCGGCGGCGCGCGGGGGGCGUAUACAAGCAGCAUCUGAAGAAAAUUUACAGCAGUUCCAAGAGGAGCAUAUUGCUUCCAUAAGAAGUCAGAUGGAACUCAGAAUUAAAGACUUGGGAUCUGAACUCUCCAAGAUGCAAACUUUGGAAGAUUGUAAUAAAGCAGAGUUGGAAAAAUAUAAGCAACACUUCCUAGAGAAACUAAAAGUUAGAAAGUCUUUGGAAAAGAAACUAGACAACGUGCACACAGUGUGAUGGGAAUUCCAUUUACUGUGCGGCAACUUACAAAAUGCAAGUCACUGAGGGAAGCUGGAAUGAAAUCCGUGCUUUCCAUCUUCCCCAGGACUAAUGAGAGGCUGGCAGAGAUGAGCACCAAACUUGAGGUGGAGAAACAGCAGAACAGAUCUUUACUCAGCACUCUUAGCAGCAUGCUAGUCCUGGAGCCGUCUUCUGUUGGAAAUUUCAAUCCUACUUCAGGCUUCAAUGCAAAUCUUAUUUCAAGAGCAAACCUCAGUGCCACACUGUUCAAAUGACAGCUUGACCAAGGUUAACUUCGAGGAAUUUAAGGACGGUUUCAUGGCUGUGUUGUCAUCACAGGCUGGUCUUGCCGCCUCAGAUGAAGACAGUGGUUCUUUGGAGUCAGUUGCCUCCCGGGCUGUGCCCUCAAAGGACAUGAGCAGCUCUAAGUGGUACGGCCGUCGGAGCCAGCCCGAGCCCUGUGGCGCUGCAGGUGGAGCCCCAGGUUUACCAGAGCAGCCGGUCAGACCCAGUGUGAGGAGCCAGCUCUGCCGCUCGGCCUCCCUGGAAAGUGAGGAGAGUCUCAAGUCUGAUGAAGAAGCCGACAGCACGAAGGAGCCUCAGAAUGAAUUCUCUGAAGUCCAAGGGAGCAGGUGGAGCAGAUGGCCAGGGAGCGAGCUAAGGCGAGACAAGACCUGGAGAAAGCUGAGCAGAGGAACCUGGAGUUUGUGAAAGAGACAGACGAUCUCCACUCUGCCCUGGAGCGUCUCACGGAGGAGAAGGUCAGGACUGCCCUCCACUUGGCCUGUGCCAAUGGCCAUUCCGCGGUGGUGGCUCUUCUCCUGAAGAGAAAAUGCAUGCUUAACCUCUGUGACAGUGAAAACAAGACCGCGCUGAUGAAGGCCGUAGAAUGCCAAGAGGAGGACUGCGCGGCCCUCCUGCUGCAGCACGGCGCCGACCCAAAUGUCAUGGACGCCUGUGGCAACACCGCGCUACACUACGCUGUCUUUUGCCAGAAUUUAUCACUCGCAGCAAAGCUGCUUCUCUACAACGCCCAUAUAGAAGCCAGGAACAAGGAUGGCCUCACACCAGUGUUACUUGCUGUACAUGAAAGGAGAGGAGAAAUGGUGGAGUUUUUAGUAGACAAAGAAGCAAGUGUACAUGCGGUUGACAAGAUGAAAAGAACAGCCCUCAUGCUUGCUAUCAAGCAGGAAUCACCAGAAAUAGUCAGACUUCUUCUUCAGCAAGAUGUUGACAUCUUUGCUCAAGAUGUUUUUGGAUGGACUGCAGAAGAAUAUGCUGCUGUUAGUGAUUUUAAUAUCUUUCGCCAACUGAUUUCUGAGUAUAAAGAAAAGAGACCUAAAACUUCUCCUGAAAAGAGCAACCCAGCGGAUGAGUGUUCUGAAGAGGACUCUUCAAGGAGGUUUCCCAACGAACCUGGCAUUGAUUUAGGGCCUACAUCAAACAAUGAAGUCUUAGAUUUUAAAACCAAGCAUGUCGUGAAACCAAAGUUAACAAAGCUCAUGAAGCCUUCUCAGCAGUCCAGCAGAAACAAAGCAAAGUGUGGCAUUUGGAGACCAGAGAGUACCACUUUCUCUGAGGACAGUAAUUCUGAUAGUAACAUUGAAGAUGUGGUUGAAACAUUUCUCAAACCCUGGUUUGAGGGCAUCUGUCAGCCUGCCUUCCCAUCACCUGAGCCUGUUCCAAAAUUUCUCAAGUCUGUAGCAGGCCUUGGUCCUACAAAGCAGAGUGUCUCUGAGAGCCUUCCACAGAAGUAUGUGGGUCAUUUACCUGGAACUGCUGGUCAAAGAGGAAAAAAGACAUUAAAUGGACAAAUAGAAGAGUCUCCUGAGAAAUAUCCUAAUGUGAAGCAGGCCGUCGGAGUGAAAGAUUCUGUUCCUAAUAAAGCAGUCAGAAUGAAGGGUGCACAAACAUCUAAUUCAGACUGGGAUUCGACUAGUUUGAGCCUCAAUAGUGAGACUUGUCAAAGAGCCGGGCAUUUGAAAGUUGAUGAUCGGCGUCCGUUGGUGUCCCAACCGGUGACCAAAAAUCAGUCAGCACCCACAGAACUCGGACAGAAGACCGCAACAGAUAAAGAAAAGAUGAAAAAGGCAGCGAUGUUUCUGGUAGGGAAUUUCAUGCCCCAUCACCCGGGCCAGUCUCCGCUGCCAGAAAACAGAAAAAGCAAACAAGAUUUGUCAGGAGAACUAGACGUGGAAGUGAUAUUGGAGGAAGAACAAGAAAAACUUCCUGGAAAUGAAGAUAACCAUUCACAGGUGGAAGAAGAAAAGAAGCACCAAAGUAGUGAAAUGGAAGUAUCAGACAACGUAUGCGAUGCUGCUGAUGAGAGUCGAUUGAUUCAGCAGAGAAAGAGUGGAGGAAAUAACAAGCAGGAGUUUCCUGCUAUGGAGAAUAAAGGUUCUGAUGGUUUGAGGACUUCUUUCAGCAUUUAUGAGGCGAGACUAGUGGUGAUGAACUCCCUCAGCAAUCCUGGAAAGCCCAGGAAGGAGAUAGAGAAAAAGAACAAUGACAAAUGGACACCAGAAGAAUGUGUAAUUGCACCAGUAUUUGAAAAGACCAAUUCACUGGCUGAUGGUCUGCUGCACGUGAACGAUGACAGCAUUUUAAGGAAAGUGGAUCAAGAUGACAGCAGGCCUGCAAGGAAAACAGCAUAUGAAAAGAAGAAGGUUUCUGAUAGUGGUAGAAAAGCUAAAGGUCUGUUGCGCAAAAGCCACAUGCAGGAUGAUAUUGCCAUGCAGGAGAAAGAAAAGAAAUGUUUUGAGGAUCCUGAAAUUGUAAAAGGAGAGAAUGACUAUCCUCAAAAGGCAAUAAAAUUGAACAAGGAAACGUUGACAAAGACCAUAUUCCGGCAUACUGGCCAGCUUAACGUUCCGGUAGCUGAAAAUACAAUGCUAAACCCUGAGCUGGAGAACGUGAAACGAAGCAAAGAAAGACUGGAAACAGAAGUGGAAUCCUGCCACUCUAGACUGGCUGCUGCCAUACACAAUCAUGAUCAAGGUCAGACAUCACAAAGAAACCUGUCACUUGCCUCCCAGAAAGCAAAAGACAAGACGUUACGCUUGCAGGACCCAAUGAAGUUCGAUAUGGCUAAGCUGAAAAGUGACAAUGAGAUGCUUUCCCAGCGACUUUCUAAAGUGGAAAAUAAAUUCAACAAGCUAAAAAUCAAGCUGCAUCAGACGAGAGAUGAUCUCAGAGAAAAGACUUUGAUGUUAGAACGUGUCCAGAGAGACUUACGCCAAGCAGAGUGUCAAAAGCAGGAUAUUGGACACAUGGAUCAGAACAAACAAGGCAAAGUGAAGGAAUACCUUGGAAAGCAGGAAUCCUUAGAGGAGAGGUUAUCUCAACUCCAGAGUGAAAACAUGUUGCUCCGACAGCAGCUGGAUAAUGCACAAAAUAGAGCCGACAGUAAAGAGAAGACAGUCAUUAGCAUCCAAGACCAGUGUCAGCAGAUCGUGGAAAAUCUUCAUGCUGAACAUGAGAAACAAGGUCUGAUGCUGGAGGAAAGAACCAAGGAUUUAAUCAACACGUGGAAUCAUUUAGAAGAGAUAAUGUGUCAGUAUGAAAAUGAGGAAGCAGAAAGAGAAGCAGCUGUGAGACAACUUCGGCAAGAACUGGCUGAUAGCCUCAAAAAGCAGUCUGCGUUGGAGGCGUCCCUGGAGGUCAUGUCACAUUAUCAUGCCAAGUUAGAAGUUGAGGCACGGGAUUUAAAGAACAACUUACAUCAACUCACAAGUCAGUCUCAAGAAACACAAGAUCAACAUACAGAGGCCGUGAGAUGUGCUGAAAAAACACAGGAUCACAUCCAAAAGCUUGAAAUUGAAAAUGCCGAGUUACAAACUACAGUCAGAAAGCAAGCGGGCGAAAUUGAACAGCUUCAGAAAAACCUCUUAAGAUUGAUUGAUGAUCUUCCAGCAGAGCUGGAAACUGUAUGUUCACCGUGUCUGCACAUGAAUGCAAAAAUUCAAGUUCUUCGAGAGGAGUUAUUAUUCAUGCCAGGAAUGCAAAAGAAAUGUGAAAAAUUAGAGAAGAAUAACAAGAAGCUGGAGCAAAAAAUAGUGAACCUCAAAAGUCAUAUAGAAAUGAAUAUGACAGAACACAGUCAAGUAGAGCAGUAUAAACAGGAGAUUGAAGAAAGAGCGAGACAGGAGCUAGUAGAAAAAUUAAAAGAAGUCGACAUGGUUUUACAGAUACAAGCAGCAUCUCAAGAAAACUUAGAGCAGGAACGAGAGGAGCAUAUUGCUUCCUUAAGAAGUCAGAUGGAACUCAGAAUUAAAGAGUUGGAAUCUGAACUCUUCAAGAUGGAAACUUCUCAAGCAGAUUUGGAAAAAUAUAAGAAACUCUACCUAGAAGAACUAAAAGUUAGAAAGUCGUUGGAAAAGAAGCUAGACAAGACUAACUGGAGGCUGGCAGAGAUGAGCACCGAACUUGAGGUGGAGAAACAGCAGAACAGAUCUUUACUGAGCACUCUCACCACAAGGCCAGUCCUGGAGCCGCCCUUGGAUUGGAAAUUUCAACACUUCAGUAUGACUCUUUCUUCAAAAACAAACAUGCAGCGGGAGUUGGACAGGAGUAUAACUAGAGAGCUAGAAGAAGUUGAUGCUGAAUUUGCAUGUGAUGCCUUUCAAGUGUCUUUUCGAGGAUUUUCAGAUGGGUCAAAUGUGUAUGAUGACCAAUUUUUGAAAGCAAAAGCAGAAUAUCAACAGAUUUUGUUUGAAAAACAUAAGAUUUAGAAAGAUAAAUAGUAAAACUUUCCCUACUGGACUGUUUCCAUGACAUUUCGUUGUUUCCCAUUAAAGAUGAUGAGAAAAUCUUUUUGAAAAGAAAAUAUUUUUGUGUUACAUGUGUAUGAUGAAAAUUUACAUAGUAUUUUAAGUGAUGUUUCUCUGCAUCUAACUUACUUCUAAGCAGAUUUAAAAGCCAGCACUGUUGAGUUUUCCA